CUAUUACUUUACUAAUCUAUUCGUCCAUCUAUCCAUCUAUCUAUCCAUCUAGAUAUAGACAGGCGAGCGAGUAGUAUAGUAUAGUAUAGUGUAGUAUAGUGUAGUAUAGUAUAGUGCAGCGUAUAUAGUAGAAUAGAUGUCGUGCCAGCCAGCCAGCCAGUCUCUCCGUUUCAAGAGCGGUGGGUACAAGUAAUUAUAGGUGUAACGAGCAUAUGUAUAUAUAUAUAUAUAUAUGUGUGUGUGUGUGUGCAUGGCAAUUGAAACGCAGCGCAGGGCAGGGCAGGGCAGCCUGUCUGUUUGAUCUUACCAUCCCAUCCAUCCAUGAAACACGUCCAGUUUCGCUGGAUUCGGCAGCUUCACGUAUCAACAGGGUGCAAGAUUAUACAUGGCAAUUCCCAUGUUUCAGGACUCUGCUAGUAAUGAGUUACGAUAUCGAGCGUGAUGUCAAGACAAUUAUUCGUACACAGGGCACGACGUUCACGCAAGAGUGUGGUGCAUCAAAAAGACAUUUUGGUCUAUGUACCAAGCACGCACGCGCGCAUCCAAGGCGGCGGCGGCGGCGGCGGCGGCGCGGGUGGGAUGCCCGGUUUUAUCCCAACACACAGGCCCAUCGUACAGUCCCGCACUUGCUCAUCCCAUCCCAUCCCAAGCAACGUGAAAUGUCCCACCCGUAACCCAAAAAAACAAUCCACAAGCGAUCGGCACACGAAUCGUGUGCUCGCGCAACUCUCUAAUAAUACAAGGGGUAUGUGCGGGUUGACCCGGCCCUGGCACGCCAGCCAGGCCGUCGCAAAAUGAGGGUCUAUAAGGUCAAGCAUAUGGCAAAACCAGGAGCCCCAAAUCGUCC
Molecule: messenger RNA, 847 nt
Organism: Pseudovirgaria hyperparasitica
Lineage: Eukaryota; Fungi; Ascomycota; Dothideomycetes; Acrospermales; Acrospermaceae
Exons: 1
Coding region: 213-674 (153 amino acids)
Source: RefSeq, a predicted model, not a curated record